AUGACAGCUGGAAAAGAGACUUCCGACGGACAUGAGAUUCUCUUUAUUAUUAAUGAAAUAACUGGAGCGGAUUACGAGAGGAUGAGCCGGCGACCGCGAGGCUGCCUGCCUCUCACGCUCUCGCGCGUCCCUCGCAUCCCUCUCCCCAUCACGCGAGCCGUGCCGCUCGCGCAGCGUCCGUUCGACAUAUUCUUCGUGCUCUUCUUCGCCGUCCACGUGCUCACCGCCGUUCUCAUCGACGCGCAGAUGCUGCUGCCACGUGCCCUCUUCCCAGAGGCGUUGCGCCGCGCUGUGACGUGGCACGUCGAGACCUCAGGCGACUUUCUCGUCGGCUCGCCCCAGCCGUGGUUCCUCUCGCUUGUCAUCUCCCAGUUCCUGCUGCAUGUGCCCUUCUUCCUCGUAGCUAUUUACGCCUUCUGCGCUGGCAGGGAGUGGAUCCGCGUGCCUGCUAUUGCCUACUCUGGCCAUGCCAUCACCAACAUGAUCCCCAUUCUCUCGGAGAUCGCACUGAGCCCACCCCCCUGGUCCACCCGUCAGAAGCUGCUAGCCGUCUACCUGCCCUUCCUUGCAGUGCCCUGCCUGCUGCUCGCCAGAGUCACACUGCCUUCGUCUCUCUUCCAUAAGAAAUUCGUGCAUGCCAAGAAAAGGUUGUGA
Molecule: messenger RNA, 654 nt
Organism: Closterium sp. Yama58-4
Lineage: Eukaryota; Viridiplantae; Streptophyta; Zygnematophyceae; Desmidiales; Closteriaceae
Source: the annotation of a GenBank genome assembly